CUCCUGUCCGUAGUGGGCCGGGCAGCCAUUUUGGGAAGAGCUUUGUUAUGGUUGUGGGCUCGGCACCUCUGCCGGUCGGAGAAGGUCGGGACGCCACGGCUUGUCCUCGACCGUCGCGCCGCCGCUGCUGAUUUUUCAUUUACAGAUUCAAGUGACCUUUUUAAUGAUUGAGAUGGACCCAAAUUAGAAAGUGAUUUGUCCAAUUAAGCAAUAGAAGAUUCUUCAUAUCACCUCUGGAAGAUCAGUUCAGAUUUAGGGAAGGAAGAAAACAAGUGAAAUACAGAACACUAAUGAGAAGAAAACCUCUUUUUGGGAUUCUCUUUCUCCUUGACCCCAAUCUUUUCUACUUAUAAUUUUGCUUUGAGUUUAUAAAUAGUGAAGACCAAAGAAUGAAUACAUAUAUAUGAGCUUUUAUACUAAGAAAUUUGCCUUGAAAACUGCUAGAUUUCUUAUGUCUUUAGAUUUUUAAGGUUAAAACAAAUAUAAACAUAUAUCCACACACUGUUUUAAGCAGUUGUAUAAGAUAAUGAGAUUUUUGUUCUAAAGGCUUUUGUUGUGAAUGUUUUGCCACAAAAGAUCUUUUAUAGUGCUUUACUAUUCUACUUUUGAUCUUAUCACCUUGAUGACAUUUCUUGUCCACACCUGAAACCAUCUGUCUUCUAGCUAUGACCUUGUUAUGAACAGUAUUUGCACUCAUUGUGCAAAUGUCCAUGUAUUACUUAUUUAAGCAAGAUCAUAGUGCCAUUACUCAAGGAAGUUGAAUGAGGUGAACAUAGACAUAACUUUUUCCCCUUUCCCCCCCCUUUUUUAAAUGUAACAAAUAACUUUUUAUGUUCCCCUUCCCCCUUCCCCUUUCCCCUUCCCCCCCUUUGGAAAGGUGUCAGAAACUAGGUAGUUCAGGAUGAGCAAUUGAGGAUUAAGAGAGUGAGCCACACAGAGCUGGGCUUCUUUGUGCUUCAUCAAAAGGCGUGCUGCUGGCCAGGCUACUUAAGCACCCUUUCACCAGAAAAUCUCAUAGAAGAUCCAGCUGGCAGACUCGGGGAACAGGACCACAGAGGUGACACUCUGGGGAUCCUGGCCAUGAGGUUUGAUGCCUCAUCUUGUUGAAAAGACACUGGACCUAAAUGGCGCAGCAUGACUUUGUUCCUGCUUGGCUAAAUUUCUCAACGCCACAGUCAGCUAAGUCAUCUACAGCCACUUUUGAAAAACACGGAGAGAACCUAUCCCGUGGAGAAGUUAGAUUUGGAAUAAGCCGUCGUAGACAUAAUUCCUCUGAUGGCUUUUUUAACAAUGGACCUCUACGGACUACAGGAGAUUCCUGGCACCAAUCCACCCUAUUUCACCAUGACUCUGUGGACUCUGGUGUCUCCAAGGGAACAUAUGCUGGAAUCACAGGGAACCUAUCUGGUUGGCAUGGUUCUUCCCGGGGUCAUGAUGGUGUGAGCCAACGUAGUGGAGCAUCAGGGAACCAUCGACACUGGAAUGGCAGCUUCCACUCCCGGAAAGGUUGUGCCUUUCAAGAAAAGCCACCUACAGAGAUUAGAGAAGAGAAAAAAGAAGAUAAAGUGGAAAAGUUACAGUUUGAAGAGGAAGAUUUUCCUUCUUUAAAUCCAGAAGCUGGCAAACAGAAUCAGCCAUGCAGACCUAUUGGGACCCCUUCUGGACUUGGACUCAUCCAUUUUCCACCCAACGCAUGGAAAGCUAACAGAAUGGAACACAAAUCAGGAUCCCUUUCCUCUAGCCGGGAGUCCAAUCCAGUUUCUGUUACCAAGCCAGUGGUACUAGCUACUGGCACAGUUCUAAGUUCUCCGAAAGAGGUGAGUGAGGAAUUAUCAAAAGGUGCCGUCUUUCCCCCCAAGACAGGGUAUUAUGUAGCCCAGGCUGGCCAUAAAGAUGACCUUGAGUUUCUGAUCCUCAUCCUUCCACCUCUCAAGUAUUGGGAUUACUGGCAUGCAGCACUACAUUCAGCUUUGUGUGUUGUUGGGCAUGGAACCCAGGGCUUUGCUGUUGGCAAGCACUGUACCUUCUACAAUGUUACCUUUCAUACAGUGUUUAGAAAGGGCUCACAGGCUGCUUUGGAGAGUGAUCAAUCUUCAUCCACACACUCCACAUCACUUCUCUGCCUGUCCAGAGCAGGAUUCACAGCAGCCAGAGUAAGGGAAAGGUGGGAGGAGUCAUGUGGCCUGCCCUAUGGACGGCCCAAAUUACCCCGCCGAACCACUGACAGGAAGAGUGAAUUCCUGAAGACUCUGAAGGAUGACCACAACGGAGACCUGUCUGAGAACAGAGACUCUGACAAACUGGAGGAUGUAAGAGUAUAUGGGAAAAUUUUAUAUUGGGCUGUACAGUUAAGCUUGCUAAUGUAUUUUCUCUGUCCUUUUGCCUCCCCCAGGUUAUUGAAAGCAAUGGGAUGGCAAGAAUAUCCUGAGAAUGAUGAGAGUUGCCUACCACUCACAGAGGAUGAGCUCAAGGAGUUCCACAUGAAAACAGAGCAGUUAAGAAGAAAUGGCUUUGGGAAGAACGGCUUCUUGCAGAGCCGCAGCUCCGGCCUGUUCUCCCCUUGGAGAAGGACCUGCAAAGCGGAGUUUGAGGACUCCGACACGGAGACAAGUAGCAGCGAGACAUCAGAUGACGAUGCCUGGAAGUAGCAUCUAAGUGCCACGGCGUCCUGACCCCGUGAGCUCAGCUUUGGGUCUCAAGAAUAUAAAAAUUGUUCUUUUCCUUUUCUUACGUUGUUGAAUACUUUGUGCACAAGGGAAAUGAUCAUAUCCCAAAGAGAAAGCAGUUGUCUUGCUUAGUUUUUGUUGUUCUUCCCUGUUAUCUGCUUAAUAGAGGGGUUUGUGUGGUAGGGUUUUUAAAUGCACACACAGUCUAUGUGGGGCAAUGCACAAGUGGGAGCUGGCAGUGCAGAGACACAGAGACGGGAGACACUGGUCUGCUCAACAGCUUCUACUACCAGCCCUUGGGCACUCGCCCCUGUGCUCAAGCAAUCAUUGUCAAUGACAAAGUGACUAUUGAAGUUAUAAUUGUAUUAAAUUAAUGCUAAUAAUUUGGAUAUUUUAUUUUAUUUUUGGCUGCUCGGGUAAAUUAGCCCUUAACCAAGCAUAUGUGGGGGUUUUUUUUGUUUUUGUUUUUGUUUUUCUUGUUUGGGUACAGCUGUAAAAUAUUUGGAUAUAGGAAAUGUUAUUCUUGCAGCCUUGAUAUUCAGGGUGGAUUGUAAAAUAUAAAUUUUUGUGAGAUUUCAAAGAUUAAGAUUAUUUUGAUAACAUUAUUUACAGAUUUAAAAGAUGUGGUUAUCACAAGUCUCUUGAGGGGAAAAACUACUGCAUAAAAUAACUAACUUGGAAUAAAUAUUUUGCAUCAGUUUGGAUUGUCUUGUGUAAAAAAUAUAUUUUCUUUAAAAUUAGAGAAUGGAAAUAUUUUUGGAAGUCUGGGAGAAAUCUGGAUCCAGCCAUACCUAUUUCUCCUUUCAGCAAAUACU
Messenger RNA from Nannospalax galili (Upper Galilee mountains blind mole rat), 3481 nucleotides. RefSeq names its product GC-rich promoter binding protein 1 like 1 (gene Gpbp1l1). The record is from RefSeq and is a predicted model, not a curated record. Gene Ontology annotation, cellular component: nucleus. Gene Ontology annotation, molecular function: RNA binding; DNA binding. Gene Ontology annotation, biological process: positive regulation of DNA-templated transcription; DNA-templated transcription. Lineage: Eukaryota; Metazoa; Chordata; Mammalia; Rodentia; Spalacidae.